This is a messenger RNA of Cryptotermes secundus, 2403 nucleotides long. RefSeq names its product rhodopsin. Gene Ontology annotation, molecular function: G protein-coupled receptor activity. Bases 502 to 1632 code for a protein of 376 amino acids. The record is from RefSeq and is a predicted model, not a curated record. NCBI's taxonomy places the organism in Eukaryota, Metazoa, Arthropoda, Insecta, Blattodea, Kalotermitidae. Gene Ontology annotation, biological process: visual perception; G protein-coupled receptor signaling pathway; phototransduction. The transcript is spliced from 9 exons. Gene Ontology annotation, cellular component: membrane.
UGGUUGAAUAUGAGGUCUCUGAUUUUAAAUCUUCUUCAUUCCUGUAUUACUUCACAUAUUGUAACCCCAAAUAUCAUACCAUUUUAAAGUACUUGGGUUUAAAACGUGAUAUAAUACCUUGUAAAUUGGAACAUGUAUUUUUGUAAAAAUUAGAGUACAUUUGAAAUAGGUCACUUGUUAAAAUGAAGCAGUUUUACUUAUGUGGAGACUUAUCCAAUUACUUGAGUUGACUACAUACAGCAAAUACAAAGAUGCACCUCUAAGACUUUACUCAUGUAACUGACCUGCUCAACAUUCAUUCCUUUUAUUAACUUAUACCUGUGUUGACAUCAUGAAGGCAACUGGGUAGGAGGGAGUUUUGUUGUGAUCAGGGGAGGAGCUAAGUCUUAUAUAAGCAGUGGGUUUCUACCAUAAAUAUUUUGAGCCACACUCAACAGGCAGUAACAUAGCUUGUUGUGGAAUUUUCUUGAGUAUAUCUUACAUAACAGUCAAGCCAGUUCCAUGUCCCUGAUUUCUGAACCGAGCUACAAUGCCUAUUCAUUGGGUCGCCAAAGUGGUUUUAACAACCUAACAGUGGUGGACAGUGUACGACCAGAAAUGCUGCACCUUGUUGAUGCUUACUGGUAUCAAUUUCCACCCAUGAACCCACUGUGGCAUGGAUUACUUGGCUUUGUGAUUGGUGUGCUGGGUUUCAUCUCGGUUACUGGCAAUGGAAUGGUCUUAUACAUUUUCUGCUCCACAAAGUCUCUUAGAACACCAUCCAACCUUCUUGUGGUGAAUCUUGCAUUCUCUGACUUCCUUAUGAUGACCUGCAUGUCACCUAUUAUGGUCAUCAAUUGCUACAAUGAGACCUGGGUACUGGGCCCCUUUAUGUGCGAGAUUUAUGGAAUGUGCGGAUCUCUUUUUGGAUGUGCUUCAAUCUGGACGAUGACCAUGAUUGCUCUGGACAGGUACAACGUCAUUGUCAAGGGGUUAUCAGCAAAACCCAUGACAAACAAAGGAGCCAUACUCAAAAUCCUUGGAGUUUGGGUCUUCUCCAUCAUGUGGACUAUAUUCCCAAUGUUUGGCUGGAACAGGUAUGUACCUGAAGGCAACAUGACUGCAUGUGGCACUGACUACUUAACCAAGGACUGGGUAAGCCGAAGCUACAUCCUUGUUUAUUCUGUAUGGGUGUACUUCGCUCCUCUGCUGACCAUAAUUUACUCCUACUGGUUCAUUGUGAAGGCGGUGGCAGCCCAUGAGAAACAAAUGAGGGAGCAGGCAAAGAAGAUGAAUGUGGCUUCCCUGAGAUCGGCUGACCAGGCAAACACAAGUGCCGAGUGCAAGCUGGCCAAGGUUGCUCUGAUGACUAUCUCACUGUGGUUCUUUGCUUGGACACCAUACCUUGUCACAAACUACACUGGUAUUUUUGAAGGUGCUAAGAUCAGCCCCUUGGCCACCAUCUGGUGCUCUCUUUUUGCCAAGGCUAAUGCAGUCUACAAUCCCAUUGUCUAUGGAAUCAGCCACCCAAAAUACCAGGCAGCCCUAUUCAAAAAGUUCCCCAGUUUGGCCUGUGCAAGAACUGAUGAUGAUUCCAGCUCUGUGGCUUCCGGAACCACAACUACCAGUGAGGAGAAGACCACUGCUGCAUAACCUAUGUACUGCAAUCAGAUCCAUUGGCAGAGACAUUUUCAGCUACCUAGGAGACAGUUUUCAGCAUCACACUGCCUGCCAGCUCUUAUGACAGAUCAAUGUCCAUUCUCAACAUCAUUAUAUUCUUCCAGUUCUGGGAGAAAAAGGCAGUUUUCAAUUGUGAUAUCAUAUGAGAUGAAUUCCAUCAUAACAGUGUGUGCUAAGAUGUGAGCAUAAAAUCAAAGUCAGGCUUCCAUGGAUGCUAGCUGACUCACAUUUCCACCAUAUUGUAAUGGAAGGCUGGUAUACGAACAUUUUGGAGAAAUGAAGUCUCCAUCUUUAGUGUGAAUGGGGUAACAAAGGAAGCAGGAAAUAUAUAUAACAGAAUACAGACUAUGCCCAUAAGAUGAAGACUGCUAAUUUUUUGUAAAUAGUUGGCAAACAAGCUCACCACAGCAAUGAUGUAAUAAUUUUAACAAAAAACCACAAGCUUAAAAUCAAGUUACAACAUUUCCAUGUGUUGGGAAUUUUAGCUUACAGUGCACAGUCUGCUGGGACAAAUGAGAGAACUAAGGUAAUGUGUUUGUGAUGAUUCAUAAGGCUCCUACCUACACACAUUGAAUGAAAUGAAAGUGAUUCACUUCACUAAACAAAAGUAACUGGAUGACAUUGUGUAUAGAAUCUUCAUAACAGCAAAUGGUAUGAUUUAGUAAACCCUAGCCUGUGAUGGCAACUCUAAUUCAUUAAAGCUAUUCAGCUGUACAGAAAUAAACCAUAAUUCUGCUAUUCUUC